GCGGCAUUCAUGUGUGGCGCUCGCGGCUGCCUCAGCCGUCGUCACCACGAUAAUCUCCCCCCGAGGGUCAGUCGAGGCUAAGCCGCGGCCGUGACAGCACGCCUACACCUUAUCAGCCAAACAAUCACGCCACGCGAUACGAAAACAUCGCCGUCAUCGCUCGUACGAGUAUCCGUGAUUCCACCCGGCGACAGUUCGCGAAUCGCCGACGUCAGUGUCGAUAGCAGUGCAAACAGAUAAACACGCCAGGACAGCCGCGGUUACAUCACCUGGUGUUUGUUCAGCUAGUUAAUGGUGUUGACGCUCGGUGUGCUAGUGCGGUGGUGACCGUAAGAUGCCUGUGAGCAGCAGUGACGUCAUGACGCCCCAAGAUAUGUGCCAGCUGAGCUACGCGGUGUCGGAGUUCGGGCUGUCGGCCCCGGGCUGGGACAAGACGCGAACCUACCACUACAUGCACCCUGCCCCGGGCACCGCUAUCAACAACAACAACAACAUUGUUGAAGACAGCGACAUGCAGCUAGAGACGAGCAGCAGCGAGGCGAGCGCGGCCAGCUCCAGCGCGCUGUCGCAGCAGUGCGCUAUAUGCGGGGACCGCGCCACCGGCAAGCACUAUGGAGCUUCGUCGUGUGAUGGAUGCAAGGGGUUCUUCAGACGGAGCGUGCGGAAGAACCAUCUGUAUACUUGCAGAUUCAGCAGAAAUUGCGUGGUGGACAAAGACAAAAGAAAUCAAUGCAGAUACUGUAGACUAAGGAAAUGUUUCAAAGCUGGCAUGAAGAAAGAAGCGGUGCAAAACGAGCGGGACCGCAUCAACUGCCGACGACCGUCAUACGAGGAGCCUGCCCAGGGGAAUGGACUAUCGGUGGUGUCGCUGCUCAACGCUGAACUGCUGAGCAGGAAGGUCAUCGAUGAGAGCCACAGCCCGACAGACGCGGAGAUCAGCGGCCGUCAGUUAGCCAAGAUCAACGACGUGUGCGACUCCAUCAAGCAGCAGCUGCUCAUCCUCGUGGAGUGGGCCAAGUACAUCCCCGCCUUCACCGACCUGCACCUCGACGACCAGGUGGCGCUGCUGCGCGCGCACGCCGGCGAGCACCUGCUGCUGGGCUGCGCGCGCCGCUCGCUGCACCUCAGCGACGUGCUGCUGCUCGGCAACAACUGCAUCAUCACCAAGCACCACGUCGACGCGCGCAUGGACAUCGACAUCUCGAUGAUCGGCAUGCGCGUGAUGGACGAGAUCGUGCGGCCGCUGCGCGAGAUCGACAUCGACGACACCGAGUUCGCCUGCCUCAAGGCCAUCGUCUUCUUUGACCCCAACGCGAAAGGCCUAUCCCAGCCUCAAAAGAUCAAGCAGCUGCGCUACCAGAUCCAGAUCAACCUCGAAGACUACAUCAGUGACCGCCAGUACGAGUGUCGCGGCCGCUUCGGGGAACUCCUGCUAUGUCUGCCGCCGCUACAGAGUAUUACGUGGCAGAUGAUAGAACAGAUACAGUUCGCUAAGCUGUUUGGGGUCGCACAUGUUGAUAGUCUACUGCAGGAGAUGCUGCUUGGAGGCGCGUCCGCAGAGGCCACGACGGAAGCAUCCACCGAGAUACCGGCGGAGUCCGCGUCCCCUGCCUCGUCCGUCGCCUCCCCGCCGCUCGUCCCGCAGCUGCCAUUGGCCGACGCCUUCCUAGACCACGCCUCCUUCAAGCAGGAGCCCAAUAUGAGUCCUGAACAUUCAUCGCAAAUAUUGAAGACUGCUGAUAUUAUAUUGUUAUAACAUUUUUAUAAUCUAAAAGUUUAAUUAGAGAAAGAAACAAAAAUGGCAACUAUGUAAACGUUAUUUAAUUAAGUAAAUUUAAAUUUUACUACAAAGAAAUCCUAUUGUAUAAAUUGGUUAUGGAAAAUAUUUACAAAAAUACUGCAAUCAAUAUAUUUUUUACCUAGUGUAAUAUAAAAUAUAUUUUUUUGUUUCUAUUGUAGUAAGUUAUAAUUAUCUAUGUCUAUGAGUAGUGGGUGAACUCAAAAUCAAAGACACUGUACUAUCAGAAUUAAAAUUAAAUAUUUACCUGAAUAUUAGAAUGUUUAUAAUAUAUACUUAUAAGUAAAUCGAGUGCCUUCUUGUGACAAAAGUUUUAUAAAAUGUAUGUAUAUUCAAAAACAUACAUUUGAAUAAUAUAUGAAAAUAACAUAAUAUACCAAUUCUGGUAUAGUACCCUGUUUACCUAUGUUAUAUAGACUUUAAAAUAUAUUAUUAUUUUAUAUAAAUAGAAUAGCGUGAGGAUGUUUACGAACUUUUGAGUCGACCUAUUUUGGCUGUGUGUCGUUUAAAAUGUGUGAAGGUGAUGAAACAGGGUUGAAAUAGUAGGUGUAUUUACAUUUUUAAAACGGUAUGAAAGUUUUAAUUUUAACGUAUGUUCUAGUAUGAGUAUGACUUUUGUGUUUUUGUAAAAUUAUUAAACUGCUUUGGUAUUUGUGAAAUGGAAUCCUUAUUAUAAUGUGGAAUUAAAUAGAAUUAAUAAAAGUCUACAAAAUGGAAUCCUUAUGUCCCUGGAUAACUGAGAGGCUCUUCAAAGUUACCUAUUUAUUCAUAACAAAUGAUAUUUGUACCAAAAAACUAAAAAAAACUUAAAGCUUACAGAGUUUUUACGCUCGGUGUAAGAUUGAGUAGAUAUCAUAGUUUAACUUUGAAUUGCGUCUGAAAACGACAAUAAGCCAGGAACAUUUAUUACACAAAGGGUCGGUAUUAGGUACAAUUAGGGCGAGGCCCUGUUGUUACGUUGCGACAGCGCUGCAACGCAGCGCACCAAUGGGGCCUCAUCUUAAUUGAUUUUAAUUUAUGUUUUCGCACAUGUUUUAUGUUCCUGGCUUUGGAAUCCGUUAGAAGAUAUAUUUUAUAUAAAUUCUGUGUUGAAUGCAGAUAUUGUAUUUUGCGUUUUCUACGCACCUAUUGGUGAUGGUGGUUGAUUGUGAAUUUUUGUAUGGGCUGAGUCAAAUUUUUAUUAUAAAUAUUUUAAGAUUUUUUGCUCGGGGUUUAUUUGAAGGACUGCAUUACAGAUGAAGUCAUUUGUUUCGUUACAAUAUAAGGUCAUAAGUCUUAUAUGUAAGCUGAAAUGUCAGUGAGACCGUCAUGUCCGUCAUAUCUGUCGAAGAACCGACAACUGUUAGGGGAGAUGAGUACUCUGAUUGAUGGCUGAUCAUGAUAUACAUUUUCUGACUUGGGAUGUUGAAACAGCCAGUAACACAGUAUGGAGACUAUAUUAAAACCUAUGAUAGUUUUGUAAAAAUAUAUGCAUAUAUUUUGUUAGGUAUUGACAAAGUUCUUCCUAAAAUGACCGCACUAUUCUGUGAUCAUACAUUGAUGUAGACUGCAUGUAUUAUGAAUUUAUGAUAAUCUAAAGAUAUGUAUUUAGUUACGUAGUUACUUUAACAAAGUGUUGGAAUGCUCAAUAAUAGUUACCUUGUUAGUAAGUUUAUUCACUUGCUCAGUUUUUUUAAUUUACUAUUUCCACAUGCAAUUUUUAUCAAGUCUACUAAAAAACUGAGUAAGUAAUAUUUUUUAUUCUUAUCAUGGUAAAUUAGGUGCCUUAAUUCCUUUCAAGGUGUAUUGUUGAAAAUGUACAUACUAUGUUAUGAAUUUUAGUAGAAUAUAUUUUAAUAAAUAACUAUUGUUACAUA
Molecule: messenger RNA, 3654 nt
Organism: Plutella xylostella (diamondback moth)
Lineage: Eukaryota; Metazoa; Arthropoda; Insecta; Lepidoptera; Plutellidae
Gene: Hnf4
Product: Hepatocyte nuclear factor 4
Biological process (GO): regulation of DNA-templated transcription
Cellular component (GO): nucleus
Molecular function (GO): nuclear steroid receptor activity; zinc ion binding; RNA polymerase II cis-regulatory region sequence-specific DNA binding
Source: RefSeq, a predicted model, not a curated record